AUGUGGGUUACAAGGCUUAAGAGUUUGAGGAUUACCUCCAUGUUACUGGGUUUGUCUAAUUUGGUUGCGAUCAUUAUUGGUGGAAUCUUUGUUUUAAUUGUCAUUCCAGGUUGUGAUCGUAAUAGGAUAAUUAUGCCAAUUUUGGCCGUGUCCUUGGCUGCUAUCCUUAGAAUCAUUGCCAUGCUACGGUCAGGGAUUGCCCAAGAAGCCAUUGCCAAAACCAUUCAGGAUUCUCUUUCCGAGGCCUCUAUUUUUGAAUCAAUUAUUCGCCUCAAAAGACGGAUAAGGUAUAAGACAUGGCUUUGGUGGAGCCGAUUUGCAAUGGUAAUUACUUUGCUGCAAAUAAUGUGUGCAAUUUACCUUGUGUUCAACGUGGCUAAAUAUGUUUCUCAUGAUGGAACAUCAAAUCAAUGUCUCCUAGGGAUGGCUUCAAAUGGUAACCAGUGGAAGCAAAAACUUUUAAUUUUAUUUGUUAUCAUGGUCUGUUCUAUUCCAUUGAUACAAUGUUUUGCGGGAUUUGAUGUCCUAAAAUGGAGGUCUUUUUAUGCAACCAAAGAUGAUGUGUGGAAAGCUCACUAUCAUGAGGUGUUUGAUCAUGGCAUUCGUGAGGCUUUAUGCUGUUUAGGACGUGUUGAAUACCUGAGAGUGUCUGAAGAAGAUGAAGUAUGCUCAGUAGCACGAUUAUUGGGUGAUCUUGUUGCUUAUCGUGCAUCAGGCACUGGACAUUUAGAAUUCCUAACAGGUUUAGCUUUAUUGCAUAUGCAUAGUGGAUCCCCUAAAUCUUAUCAAGAAGUGGCAAUGGCACCUAAGGAAAUGAUUCAAGAGGCCUUUGAUUUUUAUGAAUUUGCUGAAGCUGCAUAUACAGGUCCAUUGCUUGAUUUCGGAAGACAUAAUGUCUUUUUUCCAUGUGCAUGGCUCUACAGGCAAGGGAUUUUGACUCCAUGGACUCGUAACAGGCGACCCAUACUUACUGGAGAUAAUUGGUGGCGAGGUCAUGCUGCUGCCUUUUUAAAAUAUGUUGAUUUGCCGCCAGAAACACUUCGACAAGGUCGUGUUUGUCAGGAAAAGUGUGAAGCUGCGUAUUUCAUUGUGGUUCUGCAUCAUCUACAAUGUAUAGUUAUUUCUAUACGAGGAACUGAGACCCCUGAAGACCUUAUAACUGAUGGAUUAGGAAGGGAGUGCCUUCUUUCUGUCGAAGAUUUGGAUGGUAGCAAUCAUAUUCACCCUAAUGUGAAGGAAAGUGUGCAAUUAUCUUUCCCACACUAUGGUCACUUGGGUAUAGUUGAAGCUACUCGGGAUCUUUAUAUGCAAAUUGAAGGAAAUCCAGGAGAUAAAGAAGCUAAAUCAAGCGGCUUCCUUUCCUCAUUGCUGGGAGCUGGAUGUGAGUGUGAUGGAUAUAGCAUUUACGUAGUUGGACAUUCCCUAGGAGGUGCAAUUGCUACAUUACUAGGAUUGAGACUAUAUGGUCAGUACCCAAACUUACAUGUUUAUGCAUAUGGGCCCCUUCCAUGCGUGGAUUCAGUCAUAGCAGAAGCAUGCUCAGAAUUUGUUACAAGCAUUAUACACGACAAUGAAUUUUCUGCACGCCUUUCAGUGGGAUCAAUUCUACGGCUUCGGGCAGCUGCAAUUAUGGCACUCUCAGAAGAUUCCAAAACUGAUACAGCUUUUAUUUUUAGACUUGCUCGUCGAUUUCUUUAUAUUAGCAAGUGGCAAAGAGGCAUUGAGGUUAAAGAUCCAUCAGAAUUACAGUCUCCGCCCACCACAGUGGAAGAUCAAAAUUAUGAAGUCCAUAAAGAUACAAGCAGUGAUGGAGAUAUUGAUGAUGACAGUUUUGAAAAUCCUUUUCAUAAUGAGGCUGCGAAUGUAAAUGCAGUAGAUAAUCCUGUAUCUCAAUUUUUGGAAACUGUCCCUGGAAGUGAAAAUGGGUCAGCUGGGGAUCCCCCAGAGAUGUUUCUACCAGGGCUUGUGAUUCACCUGGUACCAGAACAAAGAAAUGACAAUGUGCCUUUGUGGAAAAGCUGGAGAUUCCAAGAGAGGGCGCAGCAUUAUAAUGCUUAUAUAGCAAACAGAGAAGACUUCAAAGAUAUUGUUGUCUCACCAAAUAUGUUCCUUGAUCAUCUUCCUUGGAGAUGUCGUGAUGCCAUGCAAAAGAUAUUAGAAGCUGAAAAUGACGAAGGCCUGCAUAAUGAAGUUCAAAUUGUGUGA
Messenger RNA from Hevea brasiliensis (rubber tree), 2205 nucleotides. RefSeq lists its product as uncharacterized. The transcript is spliced from 14 exons. Gene Ontology annotation, biological process: lipid metabolic process. Lineage: Eukaryota; Viridiplantae; Streptophyta; Magnoliopsida; Malpighiales; Euphorbiaceae. The record is from RefSeq and is a predicted model, not a curated record. Bases 1 to 2205 code for a protein of 734 amino acids.